This is a messenger RNA of Aegilops tauschii subsp. strangulata, 576 nucleotides long. The record is from RefSeq and is a predicted model, not a curated record. NCBI's taxonomy places the organism in Eukaryota, Viridiplantae, Streptophyta, Magnoliopsida, Poales, Poaceae.
AUGGAUGUUGACGCAUGCCUUGAGGCCGAGGGUCUCCGGCUGAUGGAGGAGUGGCAUCAACUGAAGGUGGCUAUCAACCUCGGUCGCCUUCAGCGUGAGCACGCGAAUGCGAGGGCCAAGGCAUCCCUGGCAACCUCGCGCGAGGCCAGCGCCGGAGCCUUGGAGGAGGCCAGGGAGGCAGACCGCCGCCGCGCGGUCGCCGAGGAGCGCAGGCGGGAGCUCCAGGACUUGAAUGUCUCCUUGGAGCAGCAGGUGGAGGCACGCAGAGCCGCCUUAGCAUCGAUGAAGGGUGCACCGUCCGACGAGGAGGAGAUCUUGAGGCGUGAGGAAGAACUAUUGCCAGAGGCCACGGAGCGCAGCGUCGAGCUCGAGCGGUUGGAGACGAGGGAGCGCCAGGUCGCCCAAACAGAGGAUGCCGUCGGUGCACGUGAGGCCAAGGCCCAGGAGGAGGUCGACCGCCGGGUGGCCGAGGCUCGCGUGGAUCUUGUUGGCAGGUAUGACCUGAAGCUGAAGCCCGUGGAAGCAGAAGCUAUGGGCAGGACCACUGCCCUCAAGUCAGGUCUGGCUGAAGCGUAA